CUCUCUGCCCCUCCCCCACACAGGUGCUGGUGCUCUCUCUAGCUCUCUCUCAAAAUAAAUAAAUAAAGUUAAAAAAAAAAAAAAGAAUUGGGGCUUUGCAGACGCCACCACCCUGGAGCCGCCCAUGCUGCCCAGCCAUGGUCAACCCCACCAUGUUCAACAUCUCCAUGGAUGGUGAGCCCUUGGGCUCCAUAUCCUUCAAGCUGUUUGCAGACAAAGUUCCAAAAAUGGCAGAGAACUUCCAUGCUCUGAGCAUUGGGGAGAAAGGACUUGGUUAUAAAGGUUCCUGCUUUCACAGGAUUAUUCCGGAAUUUAUGUGCCAGGGUGGUGACUUCACAAGCCAUGAUGGCACUGGCGGCAGGUCCAUCUAUGGGGAGAAACUUGAUGAUGAGAGUUUCAUCCUGAAGCACACAGGUCCUGGCAUCUUGUCCAUGGCAAAUGCUGGACCCAACACAAAUGAUUCCGAGUUUUUCACGUGCACUGCUAAGACUGAGUGGUUGGAUGGCAAGCACGUGGUGUCUGGCAAGUUGAAGGAGGGCAUGAAUAUUGUGGAAGCCAUGAGGCAUUUUGGGUCCAGAAAUGGCAAGACCAGCAAGAAGAUCACCACUGCUGACUGUGGACAAUUCUAAAAAAUUUGAUUUGUGUUUUACCUUAACUACUAGACCAUUCCUUCUGUAGCUUGGGAAAG
Herpailurus yagouaroundi (jaguarundi) is the source of this 688-nucleotide messenger RNA. Its product is annotated as peptidyl-prolyl cis-trans isomerase A-like. The record is from RefSeq and is a predicted model, not a curated record. Gene Ontology annotation, biological process: protein folding; protein peptidyl-prolyl isomerization. NCBI's taxonomy places the organism in Eukaryota, Metazoa, Chordata, Mammalia, Carnivora, Felidae. Gene Ontology annotation, molecular function: cyclosporin A binding; peptidyl-prolyl cis-trans isomerase activity. The transcript has a single exon. Gene Ontology annotation, cellular component: cytoplasm. The coding region runs from base 138 to 629 and encodes 163 amino acids.